Molecule: messenger RNA, 903 nt
Organism: Salvelinus fontinalis (brook trout)
Lineage: Eukaryota; Metazoa; Chordata; Actinopteri; Salmoniformes; Salmonidae
Exons: 1
Coding region: 1-903 (300 amino acids)
Source: RefSeq, a predicted model, not a curated record
AUGAAUAUACACUGUAUAUUCAUUCACACAACACCAUACCCACACCGCCGUACCCACACCACCACACCCACACCACCAUACCCACACCGCCGUACCCACACCGCCGUACCCACAACACCGUACCCACACCGCCGUACCCACACCACCAUACCCACACCGCCGUACCCACACCGCCGUACCCACACCACCGUACCCACACCGCCGUACCCACACCGCCGUACCCACAACACCGUACCCACACCGCCGUACCCACACCACCAUACCCACACCGCCGUACCCACACCGCCGUACCCACACCGCCGUACCCACAACACCGUACCCACACCGCCGUACCCACACCACCAUACCCACACCGCCAUACCCACAACACCGUACCCACACCGCCGUACCCACACCACCAUACCCACACCACCAUACCCACACACCGCCAUACCCACACCACCAUACCCACACCGCCAUACCCACACCGCCGUACCCACACCACCAUACCCACAACACCGUACCCACAACACCAUACCCACACAGCCAUACCCACACCGCCGUACCCACACCGCCGUACCCACAACACCAUACCCACACCGCCGUACCCACACCGCCGUACCCACAACACCAUACCCACACUGCCGUACCCAUAACACCAUACCCACACCGCCAUACCCACACCGCCGUAUCCACAACACCAUACCCACACCGCCGUACCCACAACACCAUACCCACACCGCCGUACCCACAACACCAUACCCACACCGCCAUAUCCACUACACCAUACCCACACCACCGUGCCCACAACACCAUACCCACACCGCCGUACCCACAACACCAUACCCACACUGCCAUAUCCACUACACCAUACCCACACCGCCGUACCCACAACUCACUGUGUGGUCUUGGCUCACUGUGUGA